Molecule: messenger RNA, 2364 nt
Organism: Cutaneotrichosporon cavernicola
Lineage: Eukaryota; Fungi; Basidiomycota; Tremellomycetes; Trichosporonales; Trichosporonaceae
Exons: 3
Coding region: 1-2364 (787 amino acids)
Source: RefSeq, a predicted model, not a curated record
AUGGCAGCGAGUCAUUCUCCACUAUUCCUCGGCCCUCCAAGCACGGCGCCAUCGCUGAGGAGCGGGACAUCCACACCCCAACCUCCACUACGGUCGGCGCCAGGAUCAGACCUCCCAAAGUCCAACGCCAAAGCUCUGAGCAGCCGGCUCCGUCAUCUCGUUGACAACCCAUCGCGCGCCGCGACGUUCGCGGUCAACCUCACAAUACACGAACUCAGCAAUAUCCCCCAGAUCAACGGCAAGUUUGCGUGUCGCUGGAAGUUUCGCGGCCACAAACCAAGUAACGGGGACCGGCUGCUGGAGCACCCUGAGCAGCGGAAGCCGCUACCAACAACUCGCAAUGUCGUCAACCCGGCCCUGCGGCAUUCGAGCAGCAUGAUGUCACUGCGAACAUCACAGGCGGGGUCGGGCACUUCGACGCCCGCACUUCAAUCGUCAAACGCAAAACAGCGCUCGCUUCAAGUCCUCGCGCCAACUGUCCCAUCACCCAACUUUCCCAUCCGCCGUUACUCUCAGCAUGCUCUCCCUGCAUCUGUCGUCUCCCGAUCCUCAAGGUCCACGAAUGUGGCUCCUGCUCUUAAUGGCGACCCCGCGCACAGCAAGGAAGCUUCGGCAGGCUCCGGCACGACCGGCACCACCAGCACAGUUUCCACCUCGUCUGUGGCCCUCGACGACGCCACCAACGUCUAUGACGUAGUCGAGGACGGUGUAUCACAACCUCCGUCUGCGACACAGUCAACAUAUUCUCUCAAUAACGCCAUCACCAAGCCAGGCGGGCUGCCUGUCCCUGGUAUGUGGGGCCGCCCCAGAUCGGCAUGGCGCUCGGGGACUGCGCCCGCUGCGUUCGCUUCAGAUGAACAGACCUCUGUGACGUCUGCUUUACCCUCACGUGCAGCGAGUGUCCACUCUGUCGGAUCUGCUGGCGCUCCCGCAUCGAUCGACUCGGGCGCCCCUUCGAACGCCCAUGCUCCUGACUCGACCGAACGGCGUGGCAUGACGCCGAUCGAGAAGAUUCAUGCGCACGCCGUGCAGUGGGAGUAUGAGGUGCAGUACGUGAUCCGCGUUCCAUUGGGCAAGCCUGUACCAGUGGCCGACAAAGGCAAGACGCCCUCGCCCACUCGCCGCAACCGCACUCUACCCAUCCUGGGGGAAGGGCCUAUGAGCAAUUCCGGUCUGAAGCUGGAGAUCGAGGAGCUACACGACGGCAACGAAACGCAUCCACGGCCAUUCGGGCAUGUAAACCUCGACCUUGCGCCGUUCGCCGAGCUGGGGCCCACGUCGCGCAAGUUCCUGCUCAAGGACAGCAAGACGAACGCGACUAUUCGAAUCUCCAUCGAUAUGCGCUUCAUCGGCGGGCAGCAGCACUGGGUGACGCCACAGUUAACAGAGGGCCAUUUUGUCAACGACAUCUCGCAGCUCACUGGCGAUGACGGCGGCUUAUACAAAGAGCUCCAGUUGAUCCCCACUGCAUCGCGGUCGUCCGACUCGGCGACUUCAUCGUCCAUGUCGGGCCGCCAUUCCAAUCACUUGGGCAACUCCGAGACAUGUUUGGCACGUCCGUCACCGAACGCGAACUCCAUCGCCUCGCAGCACGCCAAGCACACCUACAAGCCAUACCAGCACCACUUGCGGCCUGAAAUACGCUCAGCUCGCACGAGGGAAGAUUCGAUAUUGGACGACUGGAAUCCCCAUAGAUUCCCCGCGAGCUCGACUGGCCAGUCACUGGGCACGUUCGGCAAGCCUGGAACCGAGUCCACCAACUCGUCCACGUGGACGAACGCGAGCUCUGCGUCGGCCCAGGCCAUAUUGGUGUCGCAGCCCUUACAAAUGUCACCGCCGCCAUACCCACCGAUUGACCGGUCGACUGGGGGUUAUUUUGACACACCGACGAUGCGUACCCUGACUCUGGAGUCUCCAUCAACCUUCACUAGGGGCAUGAGCAUGUCCGAGGACUUACUCUCGCCCACCGAAAUGUCGCCUACGUCCCCGGUUCUGGGACCACUCUCUCCAGACCAAUCGCCCCCCUCAAUGGGGCUGACGAAACACGCGAGACAACACAACAGCCACAGACUUUACCUGCGCGACCGCCAGGGCCACUCGAGCGACCUGCAGCCGGACCUGGUCAUCGAGCACGUCUUCAAUCCACAGGCAGCGGAGGUGGUGGGUCCAUUUACCUUCGUACCAAACGAGCAGGACGAGGACAUGAUGUUUGAGGACGAGAUGGGCGGCCUGCAACUUGACACUGAGCCCGAUGUGCCCGUCCACCACCGUCGGUGGUCUCGAAUCCGCCGACGCGUCAUCAGCUCAACGCACCGUAAACAAACGGCUUUGGAGGGAGGCGGCGUGUCGAGCGCUGUUUAUUAG